AUGGCAGAAAAGGAAGGAGGCAUUGUGAAAAAGGGACAUGAAGAAGGGCUGAAAAUGGCAAUUUCAAUUCUUGAAGAAUUUGAACUGCCACUGGGGCUUCUCCCAUUGGCUGAAGUUAUAGAAGUUGGUUUUGUGAGGAGCACAGGAUACAUGUGGAUUCUGCAAAAAAAGAAAGUUGAACACAAUUUCAAGAUGAUUGGCAAGCUUGUGAGUUAUAACACAGAAAUUACCGUGUUCGUCGAGAAGCAUAGGAUCAAGAAAGUCAGAGGAUUGAAGGCUAAGGAGCUUAUGCUGUGGCCACCGGUGAGUGAAAUAACACUGGAUAAUCCAUCCACUGGAAAAGUUCACUUCAAGAGCCUCGCAGGAAUCCAGAAAACUUUCCCCGACAAGGCAUUUGCUGCUGAACAGUACGGUUAA
Fraxinus pennsylvanica is the source of this 417-nucleotide messenger RNA. NCBI's taxonomy places the organism in Eukaryota, Viridiplantae, Streptophyta, Magnoliopsida, Lamiales, Oleaceae. The record is from the annotation of a GenBank genome assembly.